AUGCCUAUAUCUGCAACUACCAGUGCGAGUUGCGCCUAUCACCCGUCCUUUAGCCCGUCAAAGCAAAAUAAUAACAAUAACAUCCAUAUGCAGCAGUUGAAGCUGCAGAAAGAAGAAAAAAAUCAAACAUAUCAUUAUCAAAAAAAAUAUGAUCAACACAGCGAUGAGAACUCUCUCCGCGAUACUUCCCGCAGUGUUGUCACUACAUCUCUGCUUUCAAAAGAAGAUGUGGCAUUUCUCUUCUCCUCCAUGACGUGGAAUGUGGACUUGAUGGAGGUGCUACUGGCGAAAGCACCAAACCCAAUGUACAGUGAGAUUAAACCAGAAGAAACGAAUAAAAAAAUCACAACAGUAGUGGAACAUCCACCAUCACGCUCUGCUGUAGCGGCAUUUCCAUCACUUGAAGAGGCGUUGAUGGAAGCAGCUACCACAGCAGCAACCGCAACCCCAAAUAAUAAUAAUAACAACAACAACAACAAGAAAAAGAACGGUAAUCAUCACAGUCGUCGUAGUAAACGGCGAAAGGUUGGACGUGGCCGUACUAUACAAUUACGUCUCCCAUUUGUAUCAUCACUUUCAGAAGAACGGGAAGAUUACGGAGAUGAAGAAGACGAUUGUGAGGAACAAGAAGAGAUGGAGGUCAAGAAGGAGAAUUCACAAACAGUUAAUACAAUAAUGCGCAAUAUAGGUGAUGUACAAACAGUAAAAGAAUCCUACAGUAUCUACACAACAGAAGAAGAAGAAUCUGACACGGGAUUUGUACCCCAUCGUUGUCUGGAGGUGCGUAAAGCCUCUAUUGACUCUGCUUCUGCCGUUGCACUUCUUCCUCUCAACAGUAAUAUCUCCAAAAUUGAUGAUGUAUUAUUUUCUACUGAGAUGAAAGUGGAAAAUAAAGGAAAGCAAGAAUGCUUAGAGAAUAACAGCAUGCGUGAUUUUCUACGUCAAUUUUAUCAAAGUUUCCUUCUUGUUAUCGCUGCUCAAGUGAGGCAAGAACAACAACAACAACAACAGCAUACAAGUAUCUCUCAAUCACGUUCUCUUUCUUCAUUAGAGUAUCGUGCACUUUGUUUUGUACGUCAUCAUUUGGUAACAUUUAAGGAACUUCUACGAAGUUAUGUAAUGUGUGGAGAGAAAGAAGCCGAACGUCGUGGGGCACAACCUCUUUUGGUGGGUCGUUUUAACUGUGAAACAUCAGAAGGAUUAGAAGAUUGGACACCACAAUAUGCACAAGUCUAUAUUGCUGGAAAAGAACCAGCAAGUCAACCUCUCUUACUUGAAGUUUUACACAUUACUCGAGUACUUCAGUGUUAUGCGGAACCGCCAAUAUCCAUACAGUCAAAUGAUACUCGUACAACUCGAAAUGCAACUCGUGCAAGAGAUAUGACUUCAGAUGCAUUAUAUUAUUGGCGUCGAUUGUUAUUAGAGAAGCCAAACUGCUGUAAUAGCAAGAAUGCUGCUUGUAAUGAAACAGGAAUGGCACAUUUAUUAUUUCUAUCUAAUGAAGAAUGGGAAUUUGCCUGUGAUAUUUUCACCACUUCUCUUUCCCCGCUUGUGUGGACACCAUACACUAGAUUUGGUCCAUAUAUGGUGUAUAGCUCACAAUUGCCGUAUACCAACCGACGUAUUACUAAACUUGUUGUUCCCGCUGAGGACCGUAACUCUUAUGAUCUUUCCGCACAUUUUCAAGAAGGUGUAUUCCGUUUCUUACAUGGCACUUCACUAUUUCCUAUUGAUGAAUUUUCUAAAGAUUUUGAUCUGGAGAAGCAAAGGUUCUGUCGUCGGAGUUCUCUUUUACAUUGCUCUGCGGGUAUGCAUCGAUCAAGUGGUAUAGCUAUCGCAUACUUACUGUGGCUUAUCGCCCUAUCACAUGGUAAACUUCCUGCAAAAAUAACGUCCACCAUCACAGCAACAACAACAACAACAACGGCAAUCCAAGUGAAAGAUGAACAACAACAACAAAAACAGCUAAAACAGCAGCAACAUCAGAAUAAGGAACAACGAACAACGCCAUCAUAUCUUUCUGCGGUAUUACGUAACCAGAAGGAACGCCAAGAGGUUCUUGAUAGCUGUAUAUCUACAGGAGCUGCAGUGGGAGCAACUGAAGAAGAAGAGGAAGAAGAAGAAGAAGAAGAAAAAGUGAUUACUCAAGAUGCAGCAGGAGCGAAUUCUGCAGUUGAAGAAAAUGUCUCUAUUGAACAAAGUUGCAUGGAACAUGUGCGUCAGCAACGUUCUAUGGCCCUGCCGAUUGCAGCAGUACAGCAGCAGUUACUGCACUACGCAAGUCAUCUUCAUUUACACUGA
Messenger RNA from Trypanosoma theileri, 2301 nucleotides. RefSeq lists its product as uncharacterized. Gene Ontology annotation, molecular function: phosphatase activity. Gene Ontology annotation, biological process: dephosphorylation. The record is from RefSeq and is a predicted model, not a curated record. NCBI's taxonomy places the organism in Eukaryota, Euglenozoa, Kinetoplastea, Trypanosomatida, Trypanosomatidae. Bases 1 to 2301 code for a protein of 766 amino acids. The transcript has a single exon.